UCAUCCUCCACCGGACAUUGAUCAUUGGGUGUUUGACGAAAAAAAUAUUGUUGCACUCCAGAAAAAAGACUCAUAUAUUGAUUCCUUGUAUCCAAAUGUAAAAUCUGAUAAUGAAAUUGCUAUUGAAGUAAAAUCUGAAAAUGAAAUUACUAUUGAUGAUAAAGUUGAUGAUAAAGUUG
This is a messenger RNA of Racocetra persica, 179 nucleotides long. NCBI's taxonomy places the organism in Eukaryota, Fungi, Glomeromycota, Glomeromycetes, Diversisporales, Gigasporaceae. The record is from the annotation of a GenBank genome assembly.